AUGGUUGUGUCGCUGCGGAGCUGGGUCGCCAACGAGGGGGGGAAGCAUCUGAUCCUGAUGCUGUGGUUGGCAGCAAACACCUGGCUGUUCCUCAGGACCUUCCUGCUCUAUUCCACUGGACAUCAGUAUCACUACCUGUACGAGAUGCUCGGGCUCGGUCUGUGCAUCAGCAGGGCGUCUGCAUCCGUGCUGAACCUGAACUGCAGCUUGGUGCUGCUGCCCAUGUGUCGCUCACUGCUCACCUUUGUCCGGGGAACACACACGGUAUCGAGCAGAAAGACGCGCAGACUGCUGGACAAGAGCAAAACCUUUCAUGUGGCCUGUGGAGUCACCAUCUGCAUCUUCUCUGUUGUGCACGUGUCCGCCCACUUGGUGAACGUCAUGAACUUCAGUGUGAGGUACUCGGACGACUUUCCUGCUCUCAAUUUGGCUCGCCACAGAGGAGAGGAUCCCAAGCUGAUCAUCUUGACAACAAUCCCAGGAGUCACCGGCGUCCUGUUGGUUCUCAUCCUCUUCCUGAUGUUCAUGUCCUCCUCCUCCUGCGUACGUGUGUCCAACUAUGAGAUCUUCUGGUACACACACAACCUCUUCAUUGUCUUCUACAUCAUCCUCAUGGUGCACAUGGUCGGUGGAGCUCUCAAGUAUCAGACCAACAUCGAGGCCCACCCCCCCGGCUGCCUCCGAGCCAAUCAGAGCAACACAGAGCAACAGGACAAGGAGCUGGAGCAGGGUGAAGAUGAGGAGAGGAGAUGCAGAGAGGAGGCUCACUUCCAACCUCACUACCCCCAGACAUGGCUGUGGGUGUCCGGUCCUCUCUGUCUCUACUGUGCGGAGCGUUUCUACCGCUACAUCAGGGGCAGUGACCCCGUUACCGUGGUGACAGUCAUCAGGCAUCCCUGUGAUGUCAUUGAGUUGCGGAUGCUCAAGAAAAACUUCAAAGCUCGUCCUGGACAGUAUAUUCUUCUCAACUGUCCAGGUGUCUCGUCGUUUGAGAACCAUCCCUUCACCCUAACGACGUGUCCCACAGAGAACAAGACAACUUUUGGCGUCCAUCUCCGAGUCUUGGGAGACUGGACUGAGCGGUUCACACAGCUGCUGCUCCCUCAACCGAGAGUAGACCUGGAGAUCCUUCCCAUGGUGCAACAGAGGCGAUACCCCAAGCUCUACGUGGACGGUCCAUUUGGGAGUCCAUCAGAGGAAGUGUUCAACUACGACGUCAGUGUGUGUGUUGCUGGCGGAAUCGGAGUCACGCCGUUUGCCUGCGUGCUGCACGCUCUGCUUGACGGCUGGGAGGGUUUCAGGUUGCAGAGGUUGUACUUUGUUUGGGUCUGCAGAGAGCUUCAGUCCUUCUACUGGUUUGCUGAGCUGCUGUGUGCCCUUCAUCACAAGCUUUGGCGGGAAAACAGACCAGACUACUUUAAUCUGAAGCUGUACGUGAGUCAGACAGACAGUCUACAGAAGGUUGCAGGAGAGAAGUACCGCCCCCUAUCCUCCAGGCUGCUGGUUGGAAGACCCAGGUGGAAGAUGCUGUUUGAUGAGAUUGGGAGGUCCAAUAAGAAUAAGCGAGUGGGGGUUUUCUGCUGUGGACCGAGGGGCAUCUCCAGGACUCUGCACAAAUUAUGUAACUCAAGCCGAUCCUCUGGAACAAUCUUUGAAUUCAAUAAGGAGUCAUUCAGCUGA
Molecule: messenger RNA, 1680 nt
Organism: Limanda limanda (common dab)
Lineage: Eukaryota; Metazoa; Chordata; Actinopteri; Pleuronectiformes; Pleuronectidae
Product: NADPH oxidase 4
Exons: 19
Coding region: 1-1680 (559 amino acids)
Biological process (GO): defense response; superoxide anion generation
Cellular component (GO): NADPH oxidase complex; plasma membrane
Molecular function (GO): superoxide-generating NAD(P)H oxidase activity
Source: RefSeq, a predicted model, not a curated record